Messenger RNA from Telopea speciosissima, 1664 nucleotides. Its product is annotated as putative adenylate cyclase regulatory protein. The transcript has 6 exons. The record is from RefSeq and is a predicted model, not a curated record. Bases 120 to 1166 code for a protein of 348 amino acids. Lineage: Eukaryota; Viridiplantae; Streptophyta; Magnoliopsida; Proteales; Proteaceae.
GCAACUGUCCUAUUCUCUCAUACUCUCUUGACUACUUCUACUUAUGGUUUCCGUGCUUACAAAGAUUGGAUCUUACGAGCUGCAUAUCUCUUUUGGAACUCCCAGAGAGCAUUUGUCAGAUGACUUUUCUCAAAAGUCUUAUUCUCAGAACUUGUUUUUCAUUCAAUAAGUUGCCUACAUCCAUAGGUAAUCUAAAACAUUUGGUUAAGCUUUUGGUAAGUGGCACAGAAAUUGAAGUACUGCCGGAUGGUGUAGGGCAGUUAGAGAAGCUUGAGGAGCUAGACGUUUCAGAUUGCCGUAAGCUUGUGAGGUUACCAACAUCAAUGGGUAGAAUGAGGAAUUUGCUUCACUUUGACCUGUCUGAUACCAUGAUUGUAAAAUUACCAGAUGAUUUUUCAAAGCUGAUCUCGAGCUUAGAGGUGUUAAGAUUGGGCAUAGUGGAGCUAGAUGAUGAUCAGAUAGACGACUACAAGAGGAGGCUUCAACCACUCCCAGUCAGCAUGAGUACUUUUUCUCAGCUUCAGGUUCUGUAUUUGGCAGGCUACAUGAACCUUGAAUCUCUCCCAGAGCUUCCCUCCACUUUAACUCGUCUGGAAGAUAAGAGUUGUAUUUCACUGCAGAUAAUUUCAGAUUUAUCACACUUGGAAAGAUUGAAGGACUUAUACAUUAGCAAUUGUGUAAAUAUAAAGAAAAUUCCCGGCCUUGAAGGAACAAAGUCCUUGGAAAAGUUUAACGUGGAGGAUUGCCACAAAUUGACAGAGUUGCUGGAUUUGUCAAACCUGAAAAGACUGAGGGAAUUAAGCAUUAAAGAUUGUACCGACCUAGAAGAAAUUAACGGCCUCGAAGGGACAGAAUCCUUGGAAGAGUUUAGAGUGCAGGGUUGCCACAAAUUAAGAAAGUUACCAGAUUUGUCAAACCUGAAAAGAUUGAGGGUAUUAGACAUGUUUCGUUGUGAAAAUCUAGAGGAAAUUCACGGCCUCGAAGGAAUAGAAUCCGUGGAAUGCUUUAAUGUGGAGGGUUGCCACAAAUUAACAAAGUUACUGAAUUUGUCUAACCUGAAAAGAUUGGGUAAAUUAUACAUCGAUUGUGAAAAUCUUGAGAUUAUUCACGGACUCGAAGGAACAGAAUCCUUGGAAGUGUUGAUGUGGAAGGUUGCCACAAAUUAACAGAGUUACCGGAUUUGUCAAACCUGAAAAGCUUGAGUGGAAUAUUUAUUAUAGAUUGUGUAAAUCUAGAGAAAAUUCAUUGUUUGGAAGGAACAAAAUCUUUAGAUGCGUUUAUGGCGACGGGUUGCCACAAAUUAACAGAGACAACGAGGAAGAUACAUGGGCAGGGAAGACUUGUUGAUAAUGUUGGCCAAGGUGGUCAGGGAAGUAACUCAAUUGCUGUUGAUGAUCAAGGCAUCUACCAAGUGCGAGGGUCACCAAUUCUGUGUGUUGUUUUUGCAUUGACAUCUAGGAAAUGGUUGGGAAAAGGGAAGUUUGUGAUUGACGCUUAUAUCCGUCGGGGAGUAAAAAGGAUCUUGUUUAGACAUAUGAUUAGAUUUGAGGACGUUGAAUUCAGUAAGCGAGAUAUAAUCUACAUCCACCAUUUCAAAGGCUUUGAUUGGUUUGGGUUUCCACUUGAAUGCAAAGAUGCUAUUGAGGUAUUAAGUGUAGAGAUAG